This is a messenger RNA of Filobasidium floriforme, 1536 nucleotides long. Its product is annotated as amine oxidase. Gene Ontology annotation, molecular function: oxidoreductase activity. NCBI's taxonomy places the organism in Eukaryota, Fungi, Basidiomycota, Tremellomycetes, Filobasidiales, Filobasidiaceae. The record is from RefSeq and is a predicted model, not a curated record. The transcript is spliced from 4 exons. The coding region runs from base 74 to 1483 and encodes 469 amino acids.
UAAGAAGUCAGCGAGUGUCCCAAGCAUCACGAUCUUGCGACUUGCGAUUCCACUCUUACCACAGAUCGCAGACAUGUACGACGCCAUCGUCAUCGGAUCUGGUUUCGCGGGUCUCGUCGCCGCCAGGACGAUCGCUCGAGCCAACAAAAAGGUCGUCUUGCUCGAGGCUCAAUCCCGGCUCGGAGGACGUUGUUAUACGAGCAAAGACUUGUUUCCAGCUCCGGUGGAUCUUGGAUGUUCUUGGAUUCAUGGUUACGCAGAGGGAACUCCGGUCAGGGAUCUGGUCGAGGAGCUCGGCAUCAAAGCCACCGUACCGCAAAAGGCACGCUCCGUGGUGAUCUCGCAAGGCAAGGUCUUGAAUCCCGAGAUCGUCUCUAAACUACAAAGCAACCAAUCCAAAGCGCUGGAAAAAGCUUCAAAGUCCUCUGGCACGGGCUCGCUUGGCGCCUUCCUCUUCUCCGAGCACGACGCUGCAGGUCUCUUCACCUCGCUCUCGGACGAAGAGAAACGUCAAGUAGAGGGACUCACGAGAACGCUCGAGAUCGGCAUGGGCGCUUCGUUGGAACGCUUCUCCUUGAGGUGGAACGGAUACGAGGACAGCUUCAAGGGGACCGACGCUGGGCCCGAAGGCGGCUAUUCGAGGGUUAUCGACGCCCUCGCCAAGAGCUUUACCGCCCUCGGAGGCGAGAUCAGGACUGGCACGCCCGUGCUCGGCGUGAACCCGGGGGCUUCUGGUGAAGGCGUCGACAUUCACACCUCGACUGGCAACGCUGAAAGUGACGAUCUGUCGGCCCGUCUGGUCAUCUGCACCAUCCCACUCGCCGUGUUGCAAAAGUCCCACAAGGACCUGUUCCAAGCUCCCCUAUCGUCGAAAAAGGUCGAGGCGAUCGAAAAGACCCACGUUGGUCAACUCGGCAAGAUCGUGCUCUCUUACGAUCAGGCGUGGUGGCCGACAGAUGUAGGCGCGUUCACCAUCUUGCCUACUGCCUCUCCGGUAUCCAAGGAAGAAGCGCCUCUCAAAGAUGCCCGUGCUCUUCUCAACUCGGUAUCGCUCGUGACGGCGUCGUUCGCCGUCGAAUCGUCCCUCACGCCUCACCCGACCUUGCUCACCUAUCUACCGGCUCCUGUUGCGGUACAGCUCGAGGCGAUGACGACCGCGCAAGUGACCGAGGCGAUCCAUUCGCUGUUUCUGGAUAACCUCCCACGAGCCGCUGGUGUGAAAGCCAAGCGACCGAUCGUCUCGGAACUGACCUCUUGGUCGAAGGACCCCUAUGCCCUAGGCGCCACCUCCACGCCCGUCAUAGCCGCAGACGAAGUCACGCCCCUGAACUUUGUGGAAUUAGGAAAGCCCGAAUGGCAAGGCAGACUGCUCUUUGCCGGCGAGCAUACCAGUUUGAACAAUAGGGGCAGUGUCACAGGAGCCGUAGAAACUGGUGAAAAGGAGGGAAAGCGAGCUGUGAGGCUGCUCAACGCCCAAACUUGAUGACGUGAAUAUCGCGAGAGUUGUAUGAUUCCCAUACUUUUACAUGUAGAGAC